Molecule: messenger RNA, 366 nt
Organism: Emiliania huxleyi CCMP1516
Lineage: Eukaryota; Haptophyta; Isochrysidales; Noelaerhabdaceae
Exons: 4
Coding region: 1-366 (121 amino acids)
Source: RefSeq, a predicted model, not a curated record
AUGCUCUCAAAGGACUUGCGGAUGCGGUUGUGCGCAAACUCGAGAGCCUCGCACGCGACAUUGGGCGGCGUGAUGCCGGCAAUGUACUUGGUCUUUGCGCGCAGGCAAUCCGUUGGACGAGGCUUCAGGGUCGCCAAACAAACAAAGAAAGAAGGUGCCGACGGCCUUGAAGCAGUCCACUCGAACGGGGAGAAGGAGGAUAAGCUGUGGUCCGCUCCCAGUCUGGGCGUGGUCGAGACCGAGAAGCCUCAAUUCGCGCACACCUUUGCUCUCUGGCUCCCGCGAGUGCGUUUAGGCCACUCAAAGCAGGCGACGCCGAGCACCCGCAACGCAUCUCGCUGGGGCGCCACCUAUCGACCCGACUGA